Recurvomyces mirabilis is the source of this 1641-nucleotide messenger RNA. RefSeq names its product isocitrate lyase 1 (gene ICL1). Gene Ontology annotation, biological process: carboxylic acid metabolic process. The coding region runs from base 1 to 1641 and encodes 546 amino acids. The transcript has 3 exons. Gene Ontology annotation, molecular function: isocitrate lyase activity. NCBI's taxonomy places the organism in Eukaryota, Fungi, Ascomycota, Dothideomycetes, Mycosphaerellales, Teratosphaeriaceae. The record is from RefSeq and is a predicted model, not a curated record.
AUGGCAGAGCACAAGGAUGUCUCGUCCUUGACGGACGCCUCGGAGCAGCAACGCUUCGAGGAUGAGGUCAAGUCAAUCCAGAAAUGGUGGACGGAUUCUCGAUGGAGAUACACCCGACGUCCUUACACGGCGGAGCAGAUCGCGAGUAAGAGGGGAAACUUGAAGAUCGAGUGGGCGAGUAAUACUAUGUCGAAGAAGAUGUGGAGGUUGCUCGAGGGCAAGUUUGCUAACCGAGACGUGAGCGCAACAUUCGGCUGUCUCGAUCCCGUCAUGGUCACACAAAUGGCCCAGUAUCUGGAAACUGUCUACGUCUCCGGCUGGCAAUCAUCUUCUACGGCCUCCGCGACAGACGAGCCCGGUCCAGAUCUUGCAGAUUACCCUUACGACACGGUGCCAAACAAAGUCCAGCACUUGUUCAAGGCACAACUUUUCCACGACCGCAAACAACGCCAGGAACGCCUCGAAGUCGCAGCGGCAGAUCGAUCGAAAGUCGCCAAUGUAGACUACUUGAGGCCGAUCAUAGCGGACGCAGACACGGGACAUGGUGGCUUGACAGCAGUGAUGAAGCUCACACAAAUGUUCGUCGAGAAGGGUGCAGCUGGGAUCCACAUCGAGGAUCAAAUGCCCGGAACCAAGAAGUGCGGACACAUGGCUGGAAAGGUCUUGGUGCCUAUUAGCGAACACAUCAAUCGUCUUGUCGCCAUCCGUGCGCAAGCAGAUAUCAUGGGGUCUGAUCUCCUUGCCGUGGCUCGAACAGAUUCCGAAGCAGCGACUCUCAUCACCUCUACCAUCGACCCCAGAGACCACCCCUUCAUUCUCGGUUCUACGAACCCGGCAUUGCAACCAUUGAACGACCUCAUGCUCGCGGCUGAGCAAGCAGGAAAGCAGGGACCCGAGCUCCAAGCAAUCGAAGACUCAUGGAUGGCACAAGCAGGUCUCAAGCUCUUCGCUGCAGCAGUCGUAGACACCAUAAAUGCAGGCGUGCACGUCGACAAGGCUGGCUUGAUCUCCGACUUCCUCGCCAAAAGCAAGGGAAAGAGCCACUCGGAAGCUAAGGCUAUUGCUAAGGGCUUGACUGGCGUAGACGUCUACUUUGACUGGGACGCCCCAAGAGUACGAGAGGGAUACUACAGAAUCCAAGGUGGCUGCGCUUAUGGUGUCGCGAGAGCCAUUGCGUAUGCACCCUAUGCAGAUAUGAUAUGGAUGGAGAGCAAAUUGCCGGACUUCAAGCAGGCGAAGGAAUUUGCUGAUGGUGUGCACGCUGUCCGGCCCGAGCAGAAACUUUCUUACAACCUCUCACCCUCCUUCAACUGGAAGUCAGCCAUGCCCGCUAACGAACAGGAAACCUAUAUCAAGAGGCUCGCCAAGCUAGGAUACUGCUGGCAAUUCAUCACCCUCGCCGGUCUCCACAGCACCGCUCUGAUCUCCUCGUCAUUCGCGAAGGACUUCAGCAAGAGGGGUAUGAGAGCUUAUGGCGAGACGAUCCAGGAGCCGGAGAUGGAGCAGGGUGUGGAUGUUGUCAAGCAUCAGAAGUGGUCGGGAGCGAACUAUGUCGAUGAAUUGUUGAGGAUGGUGCAAGGUGGUGUCUCGAGUACGAGCGCUAUGGGUGCGGGUGUUACUGAGGAUCAAUUCAAGCACUGA